AUGCUGCCCCAGAGGGAGGCGUGGCACACGAGACAGCAACAGCAGCUUCUCUGCGCGUCUACCUCCGCUUUGGCGAAUACUCCGCCGCGCAGCAAGCAGCCCUAGACCUGCGCUCUGUCACUUGUACGGCAGAGUAAGACUCUUUUCCGGUCCCCCAUCCUGCCCUAACCGGAAGCAUGUCCUGUUCCCCGCUGGCUCCCUUAGCGUUUCUAGAAGAAGCGUGUGCUCUCGCUAUCCGGUCCCCCUUUGGCGGACACGUCGGAAGCUGUGCCGCGCGCUAAAGCGUCCGCCGGAGCGGCGGCUUUUGAUCCGAGGAGAAUGGGACCGACGUGGCUGGCUUCUGGAGGCGGAGCCGAGGCUGAAGAGGCGGGGGGAGUCCCGAGCGGAGACGCAGCUGGAUGGCAGGGGCAGCCCGGAGCUCCCCGGUGUCGCACGGUAACGAACCAGCCCCUGAGCUGCCCCUGGGUGGGAAGCACCCCUGCCCUCCAUCCCGCGGGUCGAGGGAGCCCAACUUUUCCGGGGCGGCUGAGGCAGAGAGGCGGGCGGAGCGCGGCCGGGGCUUAGAGCGGGAUGGAAGAGGCGAGGGCAGAGGAGGCGCAAGUGGUACCCUGUGCCCGGGCAGCAAUAGGAAAAGAAAGAGCACCCCGGGAUUGAAGUGCGUAUGUGGAGGGGUAUCCUUCAUAGACCAGGUGGGUUACUUGAUGCCUCGGGGGAACUCGGCUCUUCGUCCCCCAAGUCCUUUAAUCAUUUGCUGACAGAUGUUGCAUUUAGCUUCGUUGUCUCUGCCGUUAAUUAUAGCCUGAUCCUUCACUUUCUUCCUUUUUUCAAAGUGCUGCGCUUUUGAGAUCUUGUGAUUGUGUGUUUCCUAGACUCGGUAUGGUUUGUUGAGAGAAGGGGUUUCCUUUUAUCGGCUUCCGAGAAGUGGGUGAUACUAGGAGAAUGUAGCGCUCUUUUCUCCCAAGGAGCAAGAGCCGCCUCGUAAUUUUGUUUUCAGAAGGUAAAUAACCAUAAUAUAGAGUUCUGAUCCAUACGGCACGCAGACCAUAUCGAUGUGCUUAAUGAGCCUUGCACGUACCCCAUCGCUUUUCACUUCUCCGCUCCUCCACCAGUUUUCCUUCCAGCAGAAGUCGCCGCUGAAUAGACUCUGCAUGUUUACUCCGAAGCUAUUUUAAUGAGGUUUACUCCCAAGGCAACUCUGCUUAGAACAAUUUCUUAGAUAAUGUCCCAUUGUGCCUCUUAAUAAAUAGACACGUGUUUUAAUAAAGGAACAUCUGUGGUGACAGCUUUAGCAUAUUAGCUGGCCCACUCAAACUGUAGCUUCCACUUCAGACAAAUUAUAAUGGGAGAUGAGGAGAGAAGAAUUUCAAAGGCAAAAUAAUGGCUUGGUACAUAGAGGAACCUGCACUGGGGAUGAAUGGAAGUGUAUUCUAUCUGGUAGAAGUUUUAUGUCUUUCCACCCAGAAUUGGGUCUUGUAAGAGUUAGGAUACUUCUUAUAGGCAGAAACAAGUGUGUCUUGUGGCAUCUUAAAUACAGACACUUUUACAGUGUCAGCCUUUGCAAGUCUACUCAGAAGUAAAUCCCACUGAGUUCAACAAGACUGAUUUGCAGCCAAGUACAUGUGGUAUUGUAGGCUUUCUGAUAAUAAUAGGGAUCAGGAACUGUGGCCUUCCUGAUCUUGAUGGACUCCAACUCCUAUCAGCCCUAGCCAGUAUGGCCAAUGGUCAGGGAUGAAGGAAGCUGUAGUCCAACAACUUAUCCACCCAUGUAUAAACUUUUGUGACCUGGAGUUCUCUUCACCAGAUGCAUAAUGUAUUAUCCUCAACUGACAGAUAAAAUAUAUACAUAAAUAUGUAGAGGAGGGAGGGUGGAAUGUAAAAAGUGGGAUCAAAGGGCUGUGAAAUGCAAAAAGCUUCUGACAAAGUCUGUUAAAGCUCAAAUGCAUGUAAAAUGAGCACAGUGAUCCAUUCACAACAGUAGUUAUGGGUGCUAACCCAAUCAUCCUAGCUGUGCUAAGUUAAUUACCUAUAAUAGGAUAGGAAACUGGAAUGGGCAGAUUUGGUCUGGUGCAGAGUAGUUACUGUGUCACAAGUAGUUUAUGGAAUGUCAUACAGAAGGCAUGACCCACUGUACUUCAUUGUGACCUUACAGAAGUUUUUAGAAGCACAGUGGAACAUCUGCAUUGAGGCUAAGUAAGGACACAUGCCGCUCAAAGAUCUGUGAUUAGCUGUAUCUUCACUGGUGAAUGGUGGACCCAUGCAGUGGAACUGUUUUAAAUUAUGAAGGACUCAUGACUUGAUCCUCUUUCAACCAGGAGCAAGUUCACCUGUCAUUUGCCUCGUUAUGUUCUUACUCUCUUAGUGACUGCUGGUGUGGUGAUUUGAUAAUUGCUUCUCUUUAGGGUGAAGGUGGGGCAUCAAUGAAGUUUAUGCAGCUAUGAAUAGUGUUGACAAACCUCACAGAAACUUUUUUCCUCCUCCAUCAUAAUGUUAGGAUUUGGGUCCUCCCAUGAACUUUUUUAGGUUCAGGACAGGCGCCAUAAAGCACUUCUUCACACAGUGUGUAAUCACUUGAUAGGAUUCACUGCUACAGCUUGUGAUGAUGUCCCUUGACUGAGAUGGCCCUAAAAGGGGGUUAGAGAAAUUAAUGGACAACGCUGUUAGCAAAAUAAGGUGCAAAAGAAGAAGAAAAAGAAGAAGAAGAAAAAUGAUCAAAGAACAGUUUGGAGAAAGGGGGCAUCUUCUCCUCCUUUAGAGGUUGUUGAAUAGGUGCAGAACAUAUCCCCCCAUGAAUUGCUAGCUGCACUUCUGUUCAUAAGAUGAGUUCAUAGAUGAUGUCUCCACUUGCUGAAAAAUUCCACACUAAUAAUAGUCAAGCCUGUAUGUUGCUGUGACUUUGUGAAAGUGGAGGGAAAACGCAUAAUGUGGUAUUGCAUGCAGAAACCACCUUCCCCUCAGCUUUCAUUUAAGUUACUGGUCCUUAUGGCUACAAAAAAUGUUUCAGAUUGUUUAGCCUGUUGAAAUAUCAGAAGUCAGAGAGCUGGAUGAAUAAGGCUUCCAGUGGCUGCGUUUCAGUGACCUGCAGAACCAGAAUAAAUUAUGCAGAAGAAGAAGUAUUGAAAAAUAAAUUAGGCAAAGUAAGAAAGAUAGUUCUGCUUUUCUUGGUGCAGAAUUGCUUGGGAUAUUGAAUUUUAUUUUUAUUUUUUAGCACAGAGUCCACACAGUCCUACCUGUGACUGACUCAUGCUCCUGGUAGGCUUAAAUUAGGUGCUUUUUGAGAAUUCCAUGAUGGCUCUUGAAGUAGCAUGUUGGGCAAGCCCAUCACUCCCAUGGACUCACUGGAUGGAGAAAUCAAACUUGUUUUUCCAAUUUUGUCUCUUGUAGAAUGGGAACAAUGCCCUACCUCACAAGGCAGUUGUAUACUCUAAUAUGAUCUGGAGCACUUUGCAAAAUUAGAAGUGGCAUAAAAACAUGUCAACAGCUGUAAUGUUUCUUCCAGUUCAGAUAUGUAUGUUCUUUGACAGGAGUUUGUCUCUGCAGGCAUAGAAGUUUGUUUAUUUAACAGAGCUCUAUCAUGGAACCCUGACAUGGGAACGAGGCUCCCAGGCAAACUUACAUCCAGCCACAGACUAGACCUAGGCCUGCUUCCAGCAUCAGGCUAGGCUUUGGUUCUGAAUGGGUCACUCCAGGGUGAGUGGGUUGCUUCAAACCCCACAGUGGCAGAAUUGGUGCGGCUGGAGCUGUGAAGCCUUGUAGCUGUUGGCAGAAGGUCAGGAUUUCCAGUAGGAUUCCAGGCGUUUACUGCUGCUGCUGCUGGACUCGUAAAAGGGUCUGGAAGAGAGUUUGUUUGUUGCUGUUUCUGUUGCGGGGGAAUAGGAUGACAUUUUGUCUGGGCUCUCUGGCAUAAUUAGAGAUGAGCCUUGGGCUUUCAGAGGAAUAUGCCUGAAUAUAUAUAUUUUAAGAGUGGCAUGGUGGUAGGAUACAAGACUGGAAAAAUGCUGGAACAGUGUGGUCAGCAGAAGGGUAAAGCUGCUGGCUGUCAGGGGAGGAGGCAGGAGCAGAAGAAACUCUUGACCGCUGCACAGAGCUUGCUGUGGGGAGAGCUGAGCUGGAUUUUCCAGGUGCAUUGGAUAAAGGCCAUUUCUAGAAUAGACUGGAAAUCUCUUGCAAGGGAGACUAAGCAGUUUCAGAAAUUUCUCAAGUAAACAUUCUGGUCUAUUUCCCUUUUCCGUUUCUCUCUUUCUCUUGGUGUAGGCUUAUAUUUCAAGUGGCAUUGGCUAUCGAGUCUGCCAUCCAAGAGAAUGGAGUGGGUGUAGGUCUCCUGUCUAGAGAGGCAUGCAGACUUUUCACAGUGUUAAUAACAUAAUCCUAAGCAUGCUUAACCAGAAGUGUUUUUCAGAUAGCAACCCCAAUCAUCUACAUGUGCCAUAUGAAAAGGCUUUUUUGUGUUUCUUGUUGUCUGGUUUUGGGUUUCUUUCCUGCAGCAUCUCAUUCUGAAUUGGAAAAAAAAAAAAUCUUACGUAUAUCAAUCAUCCUCCAGUUGCUAUUUCAGGAGCUCCUCGCAAUUUAGAUAAUCCUCCAGGGAACACAGUUAUUCACUAGCAAGCAGAGUCUCCUCUCCUCUGGGACAAUUCCCACUUCUAAUACCCCCACAUGGAAUGUGCUCUGAGUCAAGGUUCUACUUUUAAAAAAAUUGUGCAGGUCAUGACUUCAAUCCUGUUCGCUGGGAAUUAUGAAAGGGUCACUAGGCCAGAUGUGUUUUGCAUUAAAGCUAUUUCCCCAAGUUACCAAGGGCUGGAGUUUUUUUUUUUUAAGAAUAAAUAAAUAAUGGGGAUUUCUUAGGACUCUCUCUCUCUCUCUCUCUCUCUCUCUCUCUCACACACACACACACACACACACACACACACAAACAUAGGUUUUUUUAAUACUUGAUGGCUCAUAGUUGGAUAUGGGAAUUUACUCAGUUGAAAAAUAUUGAGUUUUAGUUGUUGUGAGAGGUUAUGGAACUUCUGACCAUGGUGCCUGACCUGUGAUGGUUCAAUCCCACAAACACAUUGCCUCUUUAUGUUACUAAUGUGACAUGUUGCAAUUGCAGGAGAGGAGAGAUGCAGAAUUUUUUGUGCUGGCCCUCAUCACUCAAGCUCUGGAGGAAUGUUGCCAAAAAUGCCCCCUCCCCACUUCCAUGGCAAAUGCUCGCUCUCUCUGUCAUAAUAUGUAGAACUAUUUGCUCCCCUGGCUUCAUGUUCAUUGUUUCUGCUAGGAAGGUUUGGAGGCUCACAAUAUGAUAAUGGAGUUCCAGGCAGAAGCAGGUGGCAUCCUUGGGUACCACCCCACUCCAGGAAAGGGUCCACUGCCAUGCUCUGAAGCUCUGAAUGCUCUGAGCUCUGAAUGCUCUGAAGAUGCUGGUCCAUCUACUUUCCUUUGGUGCCUGUUCAUCGGUCCUCUCCAAGUGGGCAAGCAAUGAUGAGUUAGGAAAUGGAACAACACCCUCCACUUCCCUUGCACAUCACUGUCCGUACCUUGGAGGCUGUUUAGUUUGCACACAGAGGGAGAGUGAGUGGGCAGCGGUACCUUGGAGAAGUGGAAAGGGGAUCCAUUGAGGAUCACCUAAAACCUGUUACUAUAUAUGGUUGCUGGUUUGGAGAUCACUUGCGUUUGGGUGGUAACCUCAUGGCAAGUGUAAUAAUAAUAAUAAUAAUUUAAUAAUAAUUUUAUUAUUUAUAUGCCACCCAUCUGACUGGGUUGCCUUAGCCACUCUGGGGGGCUUCCAGCAAAAUCUAAAGGUAAAGGGACCCCUGACCAUUAGGUCCAGUCGUGGCUGACUCUGGGGUUGUGGCGCUCAUCUCGCUUUAUUGGCCAAGGGAGCCGGUGUACAGCUUCCGAGUCUUGUGGCUGGCAUGACUAAGCCACUUCUGGCGAACCAGAGCAGUGCACGGAAACGCUGUUUACCUUCCCGCCGGAGCGGUACCUAUUUAUCUACUUGCACUUUGACGUGCUUUCAAACUGCUAGGUUGGCAGGAGCAGGGACCGAGCAACGGGAGCUCACUCCGUCGCAGGGAUUCGAACUGCUGACCUUCUGAUCGGCAAGCCCUAGGCUCUGUGGUUUAACCCACAGCGCCACCCACGUCCCUCCAGCAAAAUAUAAAACACCAUAAAACCUGUACGCUGGCUCAGAGUUACUAACAGUCACUAGGCAAACACCUAGGGAAGAGCUGAGGAAUCUGUGGGCCCUCCUGAUGUUGUUGGACUCUAUUUCCCAUCAGCCCCAGCCAGCAUGGCUGGUGGUCAGGGAUGAGAAUUUUAGUUCAACAUCAUCUGGAGAGCCAUAGGUUCCUUAUUCCCAUACUUGCCACUUGAGAAUGUAAGAACCGAUUGGCUGCAUUUGACCUAGUUCUGCACUUUUUCUGCUGGCCAGAUGCUUGUGGAAAACUCAUAAGCAGGCCCUGAACAUAACAGAAAUAUUGCGAUAGUUGGCUUUAACAUCUGAUGAUCCAGUACACUCCCUUUGAAAAUGGAACUUCCUUUGGAGCUGUAAUGGGAAAUGGCCAUUGAUCAACAUCUUCUGCCAUGAAUUGGUUAAAUCCUUUUAUAAAUAGGCAUCUUCCCUAGAGGAGCUGUGGUAGUUAAAAAUAAUGCUUCCUUGUUCCGUUUUAUUGCUAAACAAGAAGUGUGUGUGUGUGUGACAGGGGAAAUAUUCCCCGGGAGGAAAAAGGCUCUGAUGGUUUGGAGGGAAUCCUGCAGGAAACUUGAGUAGUGCAGAGUGUGUUCCCCACAUGAGCUUUGCUUUCUUUCACCCAUAUGUUGUGCAGUGAGCAGGGGGCUUCUGUGGGCUGAGCAUCUGGUGCUGCACGGUUUGCAGAAAGCAGGUGUGCUGACUUUAGGGAAAAUGUGGUUGAUUAGGUUUGGCCUCUGGCAUUUGGGCUCGAAAGACGCUUGUCUCAACUGCUGGAGAGCUGCAUCCAGUCAAUACUGAGCUUGAUGGACCUGUAUAAGACAGCUUCCUAUGUUCUUAGGGGGACAACAGAUGACUCAAAGCACCACAUGCAGGUUCAACCUAGGAUGACUCAGGGAAGGAAUUUCGGGAGGCAUUUUGAUACCUCACAUGUCUCAGAUGUGUUGGCCCCAAAUUAGUUGGCACUGGCAUGACUAAGGGAGCCCUGCUCUGUCCCCUCCCCCUCCCCAGUGUUUUCCCAGGCCUUCUAGCCCCCUGGAACUCUGCCUUCUGGGAAUUUUCCAUCACUCACUGAUUCCACCAUGGGCCUUGCAAGCAAGUGCAUAUGGGCUGCUAAGCCACAAAUGUUUGUCCUUGCCUGCUUGUUCACAUGUCCUAUGUUUGGCAGAUGUGAGUAGACUGAAAAAGAGAGCUGUCUCCCAAAUGACAGAAUGGCCUUGCCUAGUAGCUACUCUUCUGUAAUAUAAGGCGAACGUUUCUUUCCAAGCCUCUCUUAAAUCACUGGAGCCAGAAGGGUGCAGUGGAUGAGUAAGACCUCGAAUCAAAUCCCUGAUUCAGCCACAAAGUUCCUUGAGGGAUCUUCAAACAGUAAUUGUAGCCCCAUCCAUCCAUUUCUGCUUGCUCUCGAUUACCUGUUGAUCUCUUCCGACAUCAUCUUCAUCAUCUUUCCUGCAAAGCCCCGUAUGUUGGAGCAUAAUGUUGAGAAAGUGUUAGUGUAGUCUAAACAAUAACUUGAAAUGAAACCUUGAAAAGUUUUGCCAUAGCAACAAAUUUUGCUCUUAGCAACAGGUUUCUUUAUAAGGCAAGCUCUGGAUGAGAAAGUGUGUGUGUGGUGUAGAGGCUGCUGCUCUGGCCAGAUGGCCAAAUGAUUAUCUGCAUAUAGUUUUAUUUUACUUUAUUAGACCAGUAGUUAUACAGUCGUACCUCAACUCCGAACGCCUUGGGAGUUGAACGUUCUGGCUCCCAAAUGACUGAAAACCGAAAGUGAGUGUUCCGGUUUUCAAAUGUUCUUUUGGAAGCCGAAUGUCCGAUGGGGCUUCUGCGGCUUCCGAUUGGCUUCAGGAGCUUCCUGCAGCCAAUCAGAAGCCGCGCUUUGGAAGUCGAACGCUUCGGAAGUGGAACAGACUUCUGGAACGGAUUCUCUUCAACCUCCAAGGUAUGACUGUACAAGUUAUAUUGGGGUUACCAGACGUCCCCGGUUCCCGGGGACAGUCCCCGGAUUUGCAAAUCUGUCCCUGGACAAAUUACAUCGCCGGAAUGUCCCCAGAUUUGCAAAUCUGUCCCCAGGAAACGUGGUAGCGGUAGCCUCAGCAGCCUGGAGCCAGCCUGGUAGCGCAGUUGGCUGUGUCUGGCUCCGGGCUGGUGACUGCCGCUGUCACCGCCACUGCCGAAGGGGAACCGAGGACAUCUGGCGGUACAGAUCCCCUGACCCCUUCCCCUUUGUUUUGACUGAUGGGGAAAGCACAGGAGUUGUGGGUGGGCAGCCAUGGCCCAGGAGGGGUGCAAGGCGCGUGGUUUCUCUGCUGGGCAACGUGCAAAGCCCUUCUUUCACACCAUGUGAAACAGAAAUGCGCAGAGUUUUUUUAAAACUGGGCAACGGUGCACCGCCCGCUCAUGACUCCCGAGCCUCCCUUGUUCUCCUGCCCCCUUCCCCCCUUUGUUUUGACAGAUCGGGGGAGGCUCGGGAACCGCGGGCGGGCAGCCAUUGCCCAGUUUUUAAAAAAACUCUGCACAUUUAUGUUUCACAGGGUGUGAAAUAAGGGCUUUGCACCUUUAUACAGUAUGCAUGUGUGCUUGGGCCCAGGGUCUUUUGUCUCAUCAUCCCCACUACUGACUCCCUGUUGCUACUGAGCUCCCCCCCCCCCCCAAAAAAGUGUCCCUGGAUUCAUUGAAAAAAAUCUGGUAACCAUAUACACUGUAGUGUUACUUUGGCAAUAAAUACUUUAAGAAGAACAAAAAUGGGUGAGGUGUUUAUUCCCACAUGGGAGUUCACCAAGAGAAGAACCGAACUGUGAAGUGGAAGAUUCUGGAAGACUUUCUGGGUGACACUGCUGACUGGAAAAGGAACCCCAAAAAUGGCAAACUGCCCUGGCAGAAAGCUCCCCAUGCAAUUAAGAAGUCUUAAGAAGAUUGGGGUUCUAGAUCACAUGAUGGGGAGACCCCAUGAGGAGGACAGCCUCUUCACUGCAGAAGUUAGUCCUCAGCAUAUUGGGGGCUGUAGGAACAGUGCCAGGGGUGAGAAGCCAAGGCCAAUGGGCUCACCCCCUUGUGUUAUGGUAAUUGGCUGGAGGAGGUGGGGAGACUGAGUGAAUAAGGCUUGUGUCUGAUUCUAAUCUUAUCUCACAGGAUUGCUCUGAAGGCAGAGGGGCAGGGAGUCCCAUGUUUGCCAGCUUAACUCUUUGGGGGAGCAGGAGAGGGGAUUGCAUUGCCUGCAGAAAACCUUGGGGAGAAAGUAAUUGUAGAAUACAAAUCUAGGAAGGAGAGGAAGGGAUGGAAUCUGUGUGAGGGUGGAGAGGAGAAGGCUAGAGCUCAUUGGAUGAGGACACACUUUGCAUGCAAAAAGCGUCUCAGGAUUAAUCUCUGGCAACUCAAGCCAAGAGUAUCUUGGGUUACUGAAAAUGUUGUUAAUUGCCUUUUUAGUAUGAUUGAAAGGCAAGAUAUAAAUACUUCCAUUGAAUAACUACAAAGCAAGUGUGGGACCGGAAGAGAUCUUUGCCUGAGACCAUGGAAAGCUGAUGCCAAUCAGACUCAAGUAGACAGGACAGGCUGGCCGAAGAAAUGGUUUGACCAGAAAUUCCUAGCUUCAAACUGCAGGGCCAACAGAUGGGCUAAAUAAAAUAUUAAAAAAUUCUGCGGCUAUCCCUGCUGAAGAGCCUUAAACCCCUGAGCUGUCGUUUCUGAGUGGUUGCUCCGGUGACUUCCCAAAAGGUGUUUCCUGACCACAUGGUGUCUUGGAUAUACAUGUGUCAGGACAGGACAGAGCAUACAUUGUGGAAUUGGCUGCUGCUUGGCUCUCUCACACCACCACAAACCUGGCUGGAAGUGCACAGAUGGGGCAAAGAGGGAGGAAGCAGGUCAGCCCUGACCAGAUUACAAAAAUAUUCAGAUACACUUGCAAUAUAUCUGUUAUGGUGUUACUGCUUCCUUUUUCUUCAAGAGAGGUCCAGCAACGUCCGGCAGCCUAGGUUCCUUCAGAGACUCAAGUAGGCCUCAGAAUUCUAGAGGAGAGCUGGGAAGGUCUCCCUCUCCUACAUGUAGUCCCAGCCUCUUCUGAUCAGCAGGAACUUAAGUUUCAAAUAUUGUUAAAAUUCUUAUACAGCCCCAAAGUUUACUUUCUCUCUCUGAUUCUCUGGAGUUCCAUAACUCACAGUUUCUGAUUGACUCCCCCCACCACCACCCUUCAGGGUCUGGAAUACUUCUCUCUUUCUUUCUUCUUCUCUCAUUUAGCUUUCCUCCCCCAGGUGGUAAAGACUUCCUGCUGCUAGCCUUUGUAGGCUGUGGAGGUUCCCAGUUAUAUUGCUGCUGGAUCUCCCUCUCGCUGUUCCUCUGAGUCUUUAUCUACUGAUAAGGAUGGGUCUGACACUCCUAUUCCCAUCCCCUAGGUCUGUGUUUAUACUUGGUCAUGAUGAGGCCACAGCAGUCUGGAGAUUGGAGUUGCUUAUCAACAGCCGCUUACACAUGGGCUUCCCUAGGCAAAGUCCAACAUCUCCAACCACUAAGGGUGGGAUUCAACUAACAGACCCUGCCAGCAGAAGCCUAUGCAAGAACUUCUGCUAUAGCAAUGGGGCUUUCCCCCCUCCCUCCCUCAAAUUAUUUUUUGGUGUGCGUUUUUAUUUUUGUAAAUCUACCAAAGAAUAAAACAAAACAAAAUUGGGAUUAAGGUGUUUUUUUCAGGAUGAUGGAGGGCAAUACAUCCAUUUGCGUAUUGGUGGGGGCACUUGCACUUCCUUUGGUAGGAAAUGCUCUAUGUGAGGGCUGGGGGAGCAGAAAAAGUGGGGGUCAGUGAGGGUCAGUUGGGGGAGAGUGAGAACUCCUGGGGCCAUGGCAGCAGAAACACAGGUGCCAAAGGGGCAGCAUACCUGCCGACAUUCCUCAGAUGAAAAUGUCCCUAUUUUCAUCUGAGGAAUGCUGGAGAGUAUGGCAUGGUGGGGGAAGAGAGCGGAUCAUUCCAUUAGGUAGGCAGAAAUACUUGUGCUGACAGAGAUCUGCUUAGUGGCAUGCUGAAUUCCUCUUUCACAUAAUUUUAGUAUCUGCAGAAGCCAUUAAACUCUAGGUCUAGUUUUGUACUACCAUUUUGAUGGGUUUCCGGCUGGGCUGCUGUCCUUGCACUGUCCUCAUCAGUCAGCAUGUUGCCUCAAGCCACCCAUGGUGAACUGGUCAGGUUGCCACUCCACCUCAGAUUCCAUUGCUGUCACGAGCGCAGAUGGUUGUUUGGUAUAUUGCCAGAUGCCCUUGGCAUCUAUGCUUGGAAUGGGUGGGGGAACCUUUGUUUGGUCUGACUGGGCCACGUGGCCAAAUUUAAAUGGGCCAGCAGGCCACACCAGAAAAAUCCCACCAGCUCAGUAAGUGUAUAUACAUACAGGAGAUAUGUGAAUUUUCUUUUAGGAAUGGUUCAGAACCACACAGCCCCAAUGUGAGGAAAGUGAUGUUCAGUCACAGAAAUGGGCUGCCGAGAUCUAUGCUGAUACCUCUUUUUCACAAUAUGAAGAUCCCACAUACAAGAAUAAGUAGCUACCUAGGAGUUGCAGGUACAUCUCGCUUCGUUACGAGAUUUCCAUCUAGUAAAAAAAUGAGAGAAAGAAGUAUGACUCAUCCUUUCUUCCCCUAAAGUCAACAAUGGGAAGACUAAUUCAGUUCAGGAGGGAAAAAAGAACAAAUGUCUUGGGACUGACUUUCAAAAGGGAUGGGUGAAGAGGAGAAGCACUGAAGAGUCUUAGGCAUGGACUGUUCAUCUUUUCUCUCUUCCUUGCAGGGAUUGA
This is a messenger RNA of Podarcis lilfordi (Lilford's wall lizard), 11928 nucleotides long. The record is from the annotation of a GenBank genome assembly. NCBI's taxonomy places the organism in Eukaryota, Metazoa, Chordata, Lepidosauria, Squamata, Lacertidae.